AGCUACGUGCUGAGAGCCAGGCCAGCCGAGCUCGCGCUCUCCCUCUUGGCUCCCGCGGGCCUGGAGGUUUGGCUCAAAGGGGCUGUGAUGCUGAGGGGCACCGCGGGCCUUCUCCUAGACGGGUCCUGGCACCAUCUCGCCAUUGCUAUCUCCAGUGACCCCGCCGCCAGCCCCUACCUGGUGCUCAUCGACGGGGAGCCCUGGGAGCCAGACUUCGCAGCCAGCGCCCGGUUUCUGCAGAGGGGCCUGGUAGCAGGAGGGGAGUUGACCCUCGGAUGCCGGGAGGCCGUGGAUGAAGGGGGCUCGGCCCUGGGCAGCCCGUACGCGGGGGAGCUGCGUGAGGUGAACCUGUGGGACCGAGCCCUCCCCAGACUCUCUGCCAAGCAGCUGGCAGCCGCCGGAGAGAAAUGGAAGUUCCCUGGGAACGUGGUGAGCUGGAGCCAGUUGACGGAGGCGAGGUCUGGAGCCGUGGAGCUCAGCACGGCCCGCCCCAGGGCAGCUGCCGGCUUCGUGUGGCUCCGCUCGCUCCCGCCGUGCACCCUGGCCCUCCCCUCGCCUGUGCCUACAGCCGCGGGCACAGCGGGGUUCUACGUGGAGAUCCCCGGGAAAUCCUUGUACGGGAGCCUGUCUGCCGAGGGGAGCUUGGCCUCCCUGCCCGCUGCCAAGGCCCAGUGCACCGCCCUGGGCAGGGCCUGCAGCGCGGUGGUCAGCACGGCCGGCGCGUACUACCUCUAUCGCGGGACACGCUUGGUGAGCCUGGAGGAUCCAGCCACGGACCCGGCAGCUGCUGUGCACGUCAAAGCAGCCUCCAGCCUCUGCUCCCUGGACCCCGAGGAGCUGGCCCUGGUAUCCAUGGUGCAGUUCCAAGUGUCCCAGUCCCUCAGCCUCACCUCGGAGAACGAGCAGGAUCAAACCAACGCCUCGAAAAUCAUCUACAGCCGCCAGCUGCCCUGA
Pelodiscus sinensis (Chinese soft-shelled turtle) is the source of this 954-nucleotide messenger RNA. The record is from RefSeq and is a predicted model, not a curated record. Lineage: Eukaryota; Metazoa; Chordata; Testudines; Trionychidae.